Molecule: messenger RNA, 2733 nt
Organism: Myotis myotis
Lineage: Eukaryota; Metazoa; Chordata; Mammalia; Chiroptera; Vespertilionidae
Gene: FBXO7
Product: F-box protein 7
Exons: 9
Coding region: 946-2445 (499 amino acids)
Biological process (GO): autophagy of mitochondrion; positive regulation of autophagy of mitochondrion
Molecular function (GO): protein kinase binding
Source: RefSeq, a predicted model, not a curated record
AGGAUCAAAGUCUGUUGUUUAUGGGGCUGCAGAUGAGGCAGCUUUGUUUCCACUGAGGGUCUCUUUUGGGGACAAUAAUCUGGGAAUAGAGGGACAUAAGGGUGAUCCUCUUCAAAUUUGGAAUUUUGUGAUAAGAAAAAAAAAAUGUUCGCUGGGCCUUUUUAGAGGAAUUCUUUAAAAAGAAAACCUUUCUGUUAAUUACAUGGCUCCUUUUGCAAACUUCCAUUCUAUUUGUGGGGAAUUCAGAAAAAUGAGACCAUAUUAUGAACUACUCACCCUUCCAUUUUUCAGGUUAAAAGUAGGCCUGAUUUUUUCCAAAUUAAGACAAAAAUAGAAAAUGAGGUAUUGACAUAACCCCCUUUAAACAUACUAAGUGACAUGCCUAUUGUAAUUUCUUGGUGUUAAACCUAAGAGUUUUGAUGCUGACUUCAUUACCCCACCACAAAUUUUCAAAAUUAACCUCUCUUUUUAAGGUAUUUUCAUGUGUGUAUUAUUAUUAUUAUUAUUAUUUUAAUUAGGAGGGGCGGUCUUAAACGGAUGUGCAACACAGUGUGACUCCUUGUUUACCCAAGAGCCCAAGUUAGUUUCUCUUUCAAGUUUGUUUUCAUAGUAGAGGCUGGUUAACUGGAAGGACUGUAGCUUCUGGAUAUAUGUUCAUUUUAUAAUAGGCAGUUUUAAAAUGUGUCCAUAUGACAUUAUUAUUUUUUAAAAUGUCUUGGCUGAGUAAGUGGAUCUGGAGUUGCCAUAAAACAUUUUUUAAAAGGCCUGAAGUUUCUAGGAGGGAAUUUCCUGAUGAGCUUAAAAGGUCAUCAGGAGUAGUUUCUAAAACUUCAGUAAUUUCUCAACCAAAGACACUCUAAUUGGUAAGAAGAAACGUGAAAGGAAAAACAAUGAAUUAUUUCAAGCACUUUUGAAAAUGCAGCGUUGUGAGAAAGAAUAAACAGCAUGAUUUUUCAAAGGACUUCAUCCUUUGACUUCAAGAAGUUAAUGAAUUCUGAUACCCGGUUUGCAAUUACAUUGAACAACAAGGAUGCCCUCACUGGAGAUGAAGAGACCUUGACUUCAUAUGGGAUUGUUUCUGGGGACUUGAUAUGUUUGAUUCUUGAAGAUGCCAUUCCAGCACCUAACUUACCUUCAUCCACAGAUUCAGAGCAUUCCUCACUCCAGAAUAAUGACCAACCUUCUUUGGCCACCCCCUCCAGUCAGUCCAGCAUACAGGAUGAACGGCGGACUGAUUCAUUCCAAGGAGAGGCAGCCCAAUCCGAUGUCUGGAAUGAUGGCAGUAUGCCAGGGCCUAGUCAAAAUGUUGAAGCUGAGUCAAUUGAAGAUAUUGUGGAUAUGGAUGAAGACACAGGUUUCUACCCCUCAGAACCAAUGCUCUGCAGUGAAUCAGAGGAAGGGCAAGUGCCCCAUUCAUUAGAGACCCUGUAUCAGUCAGCUGACUGUUCUAGUCCCAGUGAUGCCUUGAUAGUAUGCAUUCAUCUUCUCAUGUUGGAGUCGGGUUAUAUACCUCAGGGGACUGAAACCAAAGCUAUUUCCAUGCCAGAGAACUGGAAAUCAGGAGGAGUGUAUAAGCUGCAGUACACACAUCCUCUCUGUGAGGGCGGCUUUGCUGCUCUCACCUGUGUGCCUUUGGGAAACCUAGUCGUCAUAAAUGCUACACUAAAAAUCAACAGUGAGAUUAGAAGUGUGAAAAGAUUGCAGCUGCUGCCAGAAUCUUUUAUUUGCAAAGAGGAACUAGGGGAAAAUGUAGCCAACAUCUACAAAGAUCUUCAGAAACUCUCUCGCCUCUUCAAAGACCAGCUGGUGUAUCCUCUUCUGGCUUUUACUCGACAAGCACUGAACCUCCCAGAUGUAUUUGGGUUGGUAGUCCUUCCAUUGGAGCUGAAACUACGGAUCUUCCGACUUCUGGACGUUCGUUCUGUCCUGUCUUUGUCUGCAGUUUGUCGUGACCUCUUUAUCGCGUCAAAUGACCAACUUCUGUGGAGGUGUUUAUAUCUGCGGGACUUUCGAGAUGGUACUGUUAGAGUUCGAGACACAGAUUGGAAAGAAUUGUACAAGAAGAAGCACAAACAAAGAAAAGAAGCUCAGAGAAUUCGGCAUAUGAUGUUCCUGCCGCCGUCGUCACCCCACCCCAACCCAUUCUACCCCAAUCCCUUCCACCCCAGGCCUUUCCCUCCCAGCUCGCUCCUUCCUCCAGGAAUUAUUGGUGGUGAAUUUGAUGAAAGACUAACACUUCCCUAUGUUGGGAACCCAAUCAAUUCACUCAUCCCUGGGCCGGGGGCGGCACCCGGCCAGUUCCCUCCACUCAGACCACGUUUUGAUCCAAUUGGCCCACUUCCAGGACCUAACCCCAUCCUGCCAGGGCGCGGUGGCCCCAAUGACAGAUUUCCCUUCAGACCCAACAGGGGUCGGCCAACUGAUAGCCGGCUACCAUUCAUGUGAUUGACUCGCAACCCCACUCUGGAGCUUGUUUGGUUUUGUUUCUUAAAACUACAGCUGUCAUCUUGUUGGGUUGUUGACCUCUAGUGUUUUCUGAUUGUGGUGGUGAGGAAUGUACUCACACAAGCCUUUCAGUAGAUGUAUUUAAAGCUCCAGGGGUGGUGAGGCCCAAAGGUUACUUCAUGACAAGGUUGGCCUUGGGAAUAGUUGGCUGCUGACUUCCCUCUAGAAUGAAGGUUGUUCACCGAUAAUGUUCUGUACCAGAUUUUUAAAAAUUAAGUAUAAAUUACA